UAGUACUCGCACACACAUACACACUCACAUGCAAAGUUCGUGUACAUAUACCCAUACACGAUAUAACAGCUAACUAUACGUUGUGUGCGCGGAGUCGAGCGCACGUCAACGCGCGGCUGGCCGAGCUUCAUGUCGUGCAGUUAUCGCGUCGCGCCAAGUGCCAGCACACACAUGCCAGUAGCAGAAUGUAAUUUGCCUGGCGUUUUCGCCUCGAUUCACUGUAAAUAAAAAUAUGUUGUGUAUUAUAUCGCGAGUGUUAUGACUUGAGUGAGAACAACAACAACAAAAAUAACAAAAAAUGGAAGUGAGAAAGAGAAACAACAACGAUGCCAGUAACAAGGCCAGAGGUGAAGCUAGACAGGCUGCUGCUGCUGCUGCUGCUACGACGGCUGACUUCUCUGCUGCCGAGUUCAUCGACAGGGAGAAAGUUCGACGAAAUGGCAUAAAAAACGAUAGUGCCAAGAAUAGGUCGAACGAACAGACACACGCGAAAAAAGCGGACGAGUCGUCGGCACGAACUGAAAAUGCAGAAGAGAGGACGAAAACGACUUUGGAUAUGGUCAAAACAGUCGACUCUCAGGAGGAAAGUGGAUUCCUUCCAAAAAUCAAAAUCAACUUCGAAAUAGACCUCGUGACAGUAUUGCUAUUCGUAGGAGGAAUUUUGACGCGAUUUUAUCGUCUAGCGGAACCCGCGAGCAUAGUAUUCGACGAGCUGCACUACGGCAAAUACGUGAGCCUGUACCUGAAGAAGACGUUCUUCUUCGACUCGCAUCCGCCGCUGGGCAAGCAGCUGAUCGCCGCCGCGGCCUAUCUCGCCGGCUUCGACGGCCAGUUCAAGUUCGACCGGAUCGGCUCGCCCUACGACGACUCGGUGCCGAUCUACGCGCUCAGGUUCAUACCCGCGUUGUGCGGCAGCCUCAUAAUACCCACCGCCUAUCAUCUGGCUCUGGAGGUGGGUCUGAGCCAGGCCGCCGCCGCAGCAUCGGCGUUGCUCUUGCUGUUCGAUAACGCACUGCUGACGCAAUCGAGAUUCGUCCUGAUGGAGAGCAUCCUGAUACAGUUUGCGCUCUUCGGACUCUUGUGCGUGCUGAGAUUCAGAAAAGUCAUGAAGGAGCCCGGCUCGCUGGCCUGGUGGUUCUGGCUCGCGACCGGAAUAUUCAGCUUGACCUGUGCACUCUGCGUAAAGUACAUCGGCUUUUACACCCUCUCGUUGGCUCUGUACCUGAUAAUUCGGGACUACUGGUCGCUGAUUCCUCGCAAGCAGGGCGUUUCGAGCCUCAAGCUGUACUACCACCUCGCUGCGCGCGUCCUCACCAUCGGCAGCGUCAUGACUGCGGUGUACCUCGGGGUGUUCUACGUGCACCUGAGCAGCCUCACCAAGGCCGGUCCGCACGACUUCGCGAUGACGAGCGCCUUCCAGGCCAGCCUCGAGGGCGGCCUCGCCAGCAUCACCAAGGGUCAGCCGAUCGAGGUGACGCACGGCUCGCAGAUCACUCUGCGCCACACCCACGGCCGGGCCUGCUGGCUGCACAGCCACGACUUCGUCUAUCCGCUGCGCUACCCGGACAAGCGCGGCAGCUCGCACCAGCAGCAGGUCACCUGCUACUCCUUCAAGGACGUCAACAACUGGUGGAUCGUCAAGCGGCCCGAGAUCGACGACCUCGUCGUGUCGGCGCCGAGCCAGCCCAUCAAGCACGGCGACGUCAUCCAGCUGGUGCACGGCAUCACCAGUCGGGCCCUCAACUCGCACGACGUCGCCGCCCCAAUGACGCCCCAGUGCCAGGAGGUCUCCUGCUACGUCGACUACAACGUCUCGAUGCCCGCGCAGAACUUGUGGCGCGUCGAGAUCGUCAGUCGCGAGGUCAGCGGCGACGUCUGGCACGCCAUCAAGUCGCAGGUGCGACUGAUCCACCUCAACACGACGUCGGCCCUCAAGUUCAGCGGCAAGCAGCUGCCCGACUGGGGCUUCAAUCAGCACGAGGUGGUGGCCGACCGCAUGACCGACCAGAUCGACGCCAUCUGGAACGUCGAGGAGCACCGCUACACCAAGAACGAGGACCAGAAGGACCGCGAGCGCGAGCUGCUCAACGCCGAGAUGAUACCGCUGCAGGAGACCCGGCUCAGCUUCUGGGAGAAGUUCGUCGAGCUGCAGACCAAGAUGCUGCUGGGCGGCGUCGACUCCCAGACGACCCACAUGUACUCGAGCAGUCCGAUCGAGUGGCCGUUCACAACGAGGGGCAUCGCCUACUGGGUCUCGCCCAAGAACAACGCUCAAGUUCAUCUUCUUGGUAACGUGGCUAUUUGGUACUCGGCUACCAUUGCCGUAGCUCUCUAUUUUUGCCUCUUCGUCUUCUACAUCAUGCGUAGAAGACGACUGUGCUACGACUUGACGGAGAGAGAAUGGGCGCGUUUCGUGUCCUACGGCGAGGUCUUGUUCGUGGGCUACUUGAUGCACUACUUGCCGUUUUUCUUCGUCGAGCGUACCAUGUUCUUGCAUCAUUACUUGCCGGCCUUUGUUUUCAAAGUCCUAUUGACAGCAGCUGUGGCUGACCAUAUCUACAAUUUUAUAAGGACGCGUUGUUCAAAGAUAUUUUCACACCUGUGCCUUGUGACAAUUUUAUUCUGGCUCGGAUACUGCGUCUACGUAUUCAAGAAAUUCUCCGUGCUCAAUUACGGCGUUACUCCUCUAACGUCGAAAGAAAUACUCAAGCUUAGGUGGAGCGACGAGUGGGACUUUAUCAUUCACAAGAAAUGAACUCGUGACAAUAUAGUUUUAAACUUUCUAAUUCUAAUUUUUUACAUAGCAUUUUAUAAGACUUGUUAAUGAAAAUGAAGUUGUAAAUGAUAUAGACUGAUAAGAGAAUUUAUUCUAUGCAGUUGUAUAGUAUAUUUUACGAAAUAUUUUUAAAUACUGUUACGCGCUGAUUAAAUGUUUUGAAAAUGAGGGUACGGGUG
Messenger RNA from Trichogramma pretiosum, 2955 nucleotides. It is a transcript of the gene rt, whose product is annotated as protein O-mannosyltransferase 1. Bases 299 to 2755 code for a protein of 818 amino acids. The record is from RefSeq and is a predicted model, not a curated record. NCBI's taxonomy places the organism in Eukaryota, Metazoa, Arthropoda, Insecta, Hymenoptera, Trichogrammatidae. Gene Ontology annotation, cellular component: endoplasmic reticulum; membrane. Gene Ontology annotation, biological process: protein O-linked glycosylation via mannose. The transcript is spliced from 7 exons. Gene Ontology annotation, molecular function: dolichyl-phosphate-mannose-protein mannosyltransferase activity.